Molecule: messenger RNA, 2749 nt
Organism: Hemibagrus wyckioides
Lineage: Eukaryota; Metazoa; Chordata; Actinopteri; Siluriformes; Bagridae
Gene: yipf3
Product: Yip1 domain family, member 3
Exons: 9
Coding region: 218-1249 (343 amino acids)
Cellular component (GO): Golgi apparatus
Source: RefSeq, a predicted model, not a curated record
UUCAGUGAAUCGACUCCUCGCCGAGUGAACGAUCCCAUUGCUUCUUGCUUCACAGCUGCGAUGUGGAAUGUCGCUGAAUGUUUCUGGCAGGAACAAUCAUCCAAAUUCGUGGAUUUGUAGCUAACAAUAUAAUGAGAGUUGGUGUCUUUGUAUAGUCACAUCACAGUCGCAUAGCUUCUUAACUUUCUACUGUAGUGUCGUUACACCAAGGGCUAAAAUGUCGGCAUCGGAAGGAGCCAAAAACACGAAUACGGAACCAUGGGGUGGUUUUGAUGACAACAUUAUGAUCCAGGGCAGUAGCUCAGCGGUUAUAGACAUGGAGAACAUGGACGACACGUCUGGCUCCAGCUUUGAGGACAUGGGAGAGAUGCACCAGCGUAUGAAGGAAGAGGAGGAGGUGGCAGCCGAGGCGGCAGCUACUGAGGAUGACGCUGGAGAAGAUGGAGAGUUCCUCGGCAUGAAGGGCCUUAAAGGCCAGUUAGGGAGACAAGUCGCCGAUGAGGUUUGGAAAGCAGGCAAGCGGCAGGCCUCAAAAGCCUUUAACCUGUAUGCUAACAUCGACAUCCUCCGACCUUACUUUGACGUUGAGCCUAUUCAAGUGAGAAACAGAUUAAUUGAAUCCAUGAUUCCGCUCAAAAUGAUUAAUUUUCCACAGAAAAUUGCUGGGGAGUUGUAUGGACCAAUGAUGCUGGUGUUCACUAUGGUGGCCAUCCUCCUUCAUGGCAUGAAGACUUCUGGAACUGUUAUUAGAGAAGGAACACUGAUGGGAACUGCCAUUGGGACAUGUUUCGGCUACUGGCUUGGAACAUCCUCCUUCAUCUAUUUCUUGGCUUACCUUUGCAAUUCUCAGAUCACCAUGCUCCAGAUGUUGUCUUUACUAGGCUAUGGUCUCUUUGGUCAUUGCAUGGUCCUUUUCGUCACCUACAAUGUCCACUUUCAUUCCUUGUUCUAUAUUUUGUGGCUGGUAAUAGGAGGACUUUCUACUCUUCGGAUGGUGGCCGUGCUGAUUUCCCGUACUGUGGGUAAAACUCCUCGUCUCAUUUUGUGUGGAACCCUGACAGCUCUCCACAUGCUUUUCCUGCUCUAUCUGCAUUUUGCCUACCACAAGAUGGUCGAAGGGAUCCUGGACACCCUAGAAGGACCCAAUGUCCCCCCCAUUCAGAGAGUGGCCAGAGAUGUCCCUAAUGUGGCUACUGUUGUUAUGAAUUCCACAGUGAAGUCUAUGGCUGCAAUCAUACACUCACAGUAAUCAUUUAUUCUGAUGCUUUUCUCUUUGGACAAGGAAACUGGUUUGGGUGUAAACAAACUGGGCACAGGAGCGUAACAAAGGUAGUUCAUAUCUACCACCUCAGCAAGGUGUCAGUCCGGCUAUCAGUUAAAAAAUAAUGUUUGACGCAAUGACCAACACAAGUUAUGGUCAUAUGGUGGUGUAAUCGGAUCUUAGACAUAAAAAAAAAAAGAUGCCUAACCAUUCCUUAUCUUCAGUUCUUUGGGUCUUAACUAUAAUUUAAGUUCCCUGAGAUUAUCUGCUGUUGCAAAAUCUUGUUAGGCAACAGGAAAAUUUGCUGUAAGUUGCUAUUAUUGCCAGAGAACACAGUCAUUCUUUUUCUGCUAUAUGGCAACACUAAAGACUCGUUCAUGUAAGUAAAGUGCAAUGAAGUUUGCCUGAUGCAUCACCACAUGCACUUAUUCAUUUAAAGUUUUGUAAAGGUGAAUUUUAUUUCAGCUAUAAUUUACCAAUUUUAUAAACACCAUCUCAUGUCUAAUAUUGGACCUUUUUCUAGUUGUGGGAAUUUUUGAGUAAUACCUUCAAAAUAAGAGAAGCUUCUAACUGCAACAAUUUAUCCUUGUCAGGACAACACUAUUUAUUAUUAUAUUUAUGUUAAAAAUUUAAAAAAUCCUUUACUCUAUAAUCAUAUACCCUUCACUAGAUGAUGGAAACUUUAAAUAGAAUUGGAUUAUAUAUGCAGUCGUAACUGAAAUUGAGAUUCUGUUAUUUUAUUAGUCAUCUUGGGUAAAAUUCCUUAAAAUUUGUCUGUUUCCACACAAGUGUCAUUUCCGGCUGAUUAGUAUCUUUUACUCUAAAAGAUGUUUGGUUGAGGAGAAAUUCACCUUUAAUGAUAUGUUGAGCUCAUACUUGUGCUCAUAUUGCAAGUUAAAAAUUUCCUGCAGAUGUUCUGCAGAUCUUGGGGGUCCACUGAAAAUGAAAUCUGUAAAACCGGUUGUUUCUUUUAUGGGGUUUAUUGGUACUUUUUAUCUGGGCAAAGAAAAGCAGGUUUAUUGGUUUAAAAGAUUUUUUUUUUUACAUAUUGUUUGUUAACAUCACAGCUUCUGCUUCUUUUUCCAAAAUCCCAACUUUGAUGAAUACUAAAGAUAUGAAACAUUAAGAAUAUGAAAACCAUUACAUUGAUUGUGGCACAACAUGGCUUGCUCCCAAAUUUAAUGUUAUUUCCAAGCAGAAACAUAUAUGGUCAAAUUCCUUAUUGUACUUUCUACUUGGGCAAAAAUUAAUUUAGUAAAAGCAAUUUCUCGAUGCAGAUAUGAAGUGAUCAUGUAUUUAUGGAUUCACUUUUUUUAAAAAUCUGUUUUAUUUGUCAUGUACUCCUCCAUACACUACUUGGAGGAUCUGUGGGUGUGAGAUUAUGGAUAUUAACAUGUGUACUUUGUAUUUAUAGGGUUGCUGUACAGAGAAAAUUUAGAAUAAAAGUAAUGUAUUAAAACAAGUUCUUUCAUGCUGCAAAUUCAUAAA